Molecule: messenger RNA, 2259 nt
Organism: Kwoniella mangroviensis CBS 8507
Lineage: Eukaryota; Fungi; Basidiomycota; Tremellomycetes; Tremellales; Cryptococcaceae
Exons: 15
Coding region: 1-2259 (752 amino acids)
Biological process (GO): proteolysis
Molecular function (GO): serine-type endopeptidase activity
Source: RefSeq, a predicted model, not a curated record
AUGAAGCACGCUCUCUGGUCCCUUCUGGGGCUCGCUGCGGUGGCUCAUGCCAGAGUGGUGCAAGAUGUAUACACGCCGAAGGAUAUGCUCUUGACUCCUCGACCGCAACCUGCUAUAGCUUCGCCCGAUGGUACUCACGCCCUAUCGGUGGUCGACCAGUGGAAUUCAGAGGAUGACAAAAUCCAUCGUUCAGUCUACCUCUUAUCUCUGAACACCACUCAUACCCUUCCUCCUUUGUCCUUAUUCAACACUUCUCCCGCUCAAGCCUCGCAAUUCAUAUGGCUCGAUCAUGCUAAUCUAGCUUAUGUGAAUGGUUCUUCGCUCUACUCAUACUCGAUCGAAUAUAACGUCACCAGACCUCCUACUACCCCUGCUCCUUCCCCAAAGGAAGUUCUCGCUUUCCCUGGAGGUGUCAAUCCCACUGGAUUCCAAUUUGAACCCAAGAGCGGUACUUUAGCAUUCUCAGGUCAAGUCUGGAGAGAUUCUGGUGAUUUCAGUGGAACCGCUAAGUAUGACGCAAAAUGGGAAGAGCGAGGUGAUUCAGCUUGGGUAUAUGAUGAGCUGUUUGUUAGACAUUGGGAUGAAUGGAGGGUACCAGGCAAAGUAUGGACUCUAGGUUCAGUAGAACUUAGCAACAAGGGCGGAGCAUGGAUAGCAAAUGAUCAUGGAAAGGGAGGACAGUUUGUCAAUCUUUUGAACGAUACUGGACUAUACUCUCAAAUGGAUCCGAUCUCAUCAUUCUCACUCACUUCCAACACCAUCGCAGCAGCUAUCAAGACUCCUUAUUUGAAUUUUGCAACGCACACAAGAGAGGAUAUAUACCUUCUGUCACUAUCGGGUCAUGCCUCUUCUUCGUCACCCAAGCAUCUUACCCCUCAUUCACACGGUGCCAUCAGCUCUCUUACUUUCUCUCCUGAUGGGAAGAAAUUAGCUUGGCUGGAGAUGAAGAAAGAUGGAUAUGAGAGUGAUAAGAGGGUCAUUGUCGUUCAUGAGGAAGGAAAGGGCAUCAAACGGUGGACAGAGGAUUGGGACAGAAGUCCUAGUAGCUUGACUUGGUCGCUUGAUUCCAACUCUUUGUACUUCACCGCAGAGCAUCACGGUCGUAUCCUUCCUUAUUAUCUCACUCAUCCUGAUCAUCUGCCCACUCCUUUAUACUUCAAUGGAUCGACCACUUCCAUCACUCCAUUGACAGACCGAACAAUUUUGUUAUCUCAACAAUCACUGACAUCUCCUUCGGACGAUUUCAUCCUCACACUCCCUGAUCCAAAGAAGAAACACGGUAAAACAUUUGGCUUCGCACCGGAUGGAGGGGAUAAAGAUGAAGAUAAACUACCUCAUGAUUCCCUACGAAGGCUCACAGCUUGGUCAGCGAGGUUCAUCAAAGAUAGACUAGAAGGUCUUGAAGGUGAAGAAUUCUGGUUCGAAGGUGCUGAAGGCAAAGAGGUGAUGGGAUGGGCAGUCAAGCCUAGAGGAUGGGAGGAGGGACAAAAGAGAACCUGGCCCUUGGCUGACGAGACUAAUCGCAGUGGCGGCCCUCAAGGUGCAUGGGAGGACUCAUGGUCUACUCGAUGGAACCCCGCUGUAUUUGCAUCACAAGGAUACUUUGUGAUUGCUAUCAACCCAACUGGAUCUACCGGUUACGGUCAGGACUUUACCGAUGCGAUACAAGGUGAUUGGGGAGGAAAACCAUUUAAAGAUCUUUUAGCGGGGUAUCAAACUGCCUUAGCCAAGUAUCCCGAAAUCGAUCCCGAUCGUACGGCCGCGCUUGGUGCUUCCUACGGUGGAUAUAUGAUCAACUGGAUUAACGGACAUAACGAUCAUUUUGGAUUUAAAGCAUUAGUAUGCCACGAUGGUGUAUUUGAUACUGUCACUACAUACUUCUCGACCGAGGAGGUAUGGUUCCCUACCCAGGACUUUGCUGGUACACCCUUAACCCAUCGAGCUAAUUACGAAAGAUGGAGUCCUGUCAACCAUGCUAUCGAAUGGACGACUCCCGAAUUAGUCAUUCAAGGAGGUAAAGACUAUCGCUUGGAGAACUCUCAGGGCCUGGGUGCUUUCACUGCUCUCCAAACCCAAGGGAUUCCGAGUAGAUUCGUUUACUUCCCGGACGAAAAUCACUGGGUACUCAAACCGCGUAACUCGCUCAAGUGGCAUCACGAGGUAUUUAAAUGGUUACAUGAAUGGGUAGGAAGAGCCCAUGAUGAUAUCGAAGUAAUCGAGCUGGACGAUAUGGGACAAAAGUUCGUCAUUCAAGCGUAG